Messenger RNA from Alternaria infectoria, 2214 nucleotides. RefSeq lists its product as uncharacterized. The coding region runs from base 1 to 2214 and encodes 737 amino acids. The transcript has 2 exons. Gene Ontology annotation, molecular function: magnesium ion transmembrane transporter activity. Gene Ontology annotation, biological process: magnesium ion transport. The record is from RefSeq and is a predicted model, not a curated record. Lineage: Eukaryota; Fungi; Ascomycota; Dothideomycetes; Pleosporales; Pleosporaceae. Gene Ontology annotation, cellular component: membrane.
AUGCAUAUACCACCCAGCCACCCCGUCGCUGCAGGCCCAGCGACAGCACUACAGAACUUAAUACCAACACCCACACCCACACCCUACGCCGCGCUAUCAUGGAUAUCGAAAGACGCCCACGGAGGCGGAGGAGGAGGCGGCGGAUACACAGAGAACUGGAGCAGUCUAAUCGGCAUCAUCACCGCCAUAAUAGGCAACGUGCUCAUCUCGUUUGCGCUUAACAUGCAGCGAUACGCGCACAUACGGUUAGAUCGCGAAUUCCACGAGAAAGAACGGCAGAGGAAGAGGCGGAAGGCGGGGAUGCACGAUGCGGGGAGAUUGGCAGAGGAGGUGCAGAAGAUGGGGUUGAGGAGCAGGAGGAGCGAGGGCAUGGUUGAACAUAGGAGGAGGAGUAAUGGCGAGGAAGACGAUAUCUUUGAGGCCUCGGAGAGCGAUCCGUUGAUACCACGGGAUACGAGACCGGCUGUGGGAAGAGAAGAUAGCGCUGAGUCGGGCAAGCAGGAGGUGUUCAAGCAGACGUCGUAUCUCAAAUCGCCGUAUUGGUGGUUCGGCAUCAUCCUCAUGACAAUCGGCGAAGCGGGGAACUUCCUCGCCUACGGGUUCGCGCCUGCGUCUAUCGUUUCCCCGCUCGGCGUUGUUGCGCUCAUCUCGAAUUGCAUCAUCGCGCCGUUUAUGCUCAAGGAGCCUUUCCGCAAGAGAGAUGCGUUGGGUGUUGUUAUUGCUGUUGGGGGCGCGGUCACCGUUGUACUUUCGGCGAAUGACAAUAAUCCCAAGUUGGGUCCGGGAGAGAUCUGGGAUUUGAUCAGAAGAUGGGAGUUUGAGACGUAUUUGGGGAUUACGGUGGGGGUUAUUGCGAUGCUGAUGGUUGCGAGUAAUCGGUAUGGGGAGAAGAAUAUUUUGAUUGAUUUGGGACUUGUGGGGUUAUUUGGCGGAUACACAGCGUUGUCUACGAAAGGUGUUGCUUCGCUGCUUUCAUACACGCUUUGGCGCGCCAUCACCUUCCCAGUCUUUUAUCUACUGGUUGCCAUCCUCGUCGGCACAGCAGUAAUGCAGAUCAAAUACGUCAACCGAGCUCUCCAGCGCUUCGACGCGACGCAGGUCAUCCCCGUCCAAUUCGUCCUCUUCACUCUUUCCGUCAUCGGCGGCUCAGCAGUCCUCUACCGCGACUUCGAGCGCACCUCAGGAGAAGACGCUGGAAAAUUCGUCGGCGGAUGCGCCCUAACCUUCUUCGGCGUCUGGCUCAUCACCAGCGGCCGCCCAUCAAACCAUGACGAUUCCGACUCCGACCACGACCCAGAACCCGAAGACGCCAUCCAUCUAGCCGGCGAAACCUACACAGACGUUAUCAACGAGCCCAGCGAAGAAGUCACUGGAAGUACACGCCGUUCCUCAACAACACGAGCCCUCUCCCCACCCGCAUCCGUCCAACGCCGCUACCAAGACGACACCGAAGAAGACACCCGCCCCUCAACCCCAAACAUCACAUUCACCCCCACCACCGAUCCCUCCACCCCACCAAACCCCACCCGCCCCGCCACCGCCGACAUAAUCUCCUCCCUCGUCGCAAACCCCUGGUCCCACCCCAACGAACCCACCCACCGCACCCCACCCCUAAACCGGCACACAUCCACCCCCGUCCUCCCCUCUGAAGCCGCACCCGCGCCCUUAGUCUCAGUCUCCGACACGCAUCUCCCACCGCCCAGCACGCCUACGCGCGGGAAAUCGUCGAAUGAAGUCCCCACGACGCCGGGAUCGGGUAUGGGGCUCAGGAGAUUGAGAACGAGUGAUAGGGUUCAAAGUGCGAGGAAUAGUAUUGCGGGGGGUCCGCUGCUAGCGAGUCCACUGAGUACGAGUCUGAGUACUAUGGUUCAGGAUUUGAAGAGGGGGAGUGGUGUUAGGAGGAGGGAGAGUUUGCUUGCGUUGGCUGCGAGGGAUAGAGAUGUUAGAGAUGGAGAGGAUGGUAUGAUGGGUGCGGGAUUGGUUGUUGGUGAGCCGUUGAGUAGAAGACGGACGAGGGAUAGUGCUAAUGGUGAGGAUGGUGCAGGUGGUAAUGCUGGGGCGAGGACGCCGGGUGGUGGGAGGAGAGUGGGUAGAGGAAGGAGUUUGAGUGCGCUUAGUACGCUGAGUGGGCUUUGGAGGGGGAUUAGGGGACAGGGGAGUCGGGAGGAUAUGAGGGCUGAGGAGGGAAGACGGGAGAGUGAGGUGGAGAGGUGA